Molecule: messenger RNA, 697 nt
Organism: Folsomia candida
Lineage: Eukaryota; Metazoa; Arthropoda; Collembola; Entomobryomorpha; Isotomidae
Exons: 4
Coding region: 275-613 (112 amino acids)
Source: RefSeq, a predicted model, not a curated record
AAAAUCUCCGACACGAUACGAAUAGUGAGCACUAUAAUCUCAUAGUAUUUGCGAAUCCUUGCUGAACUGGAGUAAACUUUGCUAAAAUACCAAAACAUUGGUAUAAACACACAGUUGUCCAUUUUUCAAAAUUCAGCGAAUGAUACGACGUACGAGUACUUUUUACAAUUUAUUAUUUAUCUAAAUGCAGAAAUGUGAUACAAGUUGCACUUUUUUGAAGCAGUGCAGUGUUACACAUUUUAGACUUACAAAAAAUAAUCUUGGAAUAUAGAAAAUGACACAUUAUCAGCUUUCAGUUUUCGUCGUAGCGAGUGUCUUUGCAAUUACAUCUGUAGCUGAAGAAAAUAUAUAUUGCAACAGGAGUUGUGUCGAAGAAUUUCACAACCGUACAAAUCCAGAGUUUCAAGAAUGUUUAGAUGCGCAAGCCGAUUGUGGAAUGUCCGCAUUUGCAAUAGCAAUUAAUGUCUUCAUAGGACUUCUCACCUUGGUCGGCAUUGUAGCAAUUGGAAUUCGAUGCUGCUUGCUCGCAAAACUGAUAGGAAACAGUAAAAAAGAAAAACCAGGUUAUGAAGUUGGCGACGAGGUGCAGCAACAACUUCAACCACAAAUCUGAGUUUCGUGUGCUUUCUUUAUAUUACAAUACAAUGCUAUAACGAAUGAUUUUAAUAAAGUAUUUUACGCAGAAUAUUUUAAUACA